AUGUCAACGCAAACAUAUCCAAAACAAUAUCCCUUUUUAACAAGACAAGAGUUUGAUGUUGCAGCUAAAUCUUUUUUAGAACAAUCAAAAAAUGUUGUCGGUGAAGGAUUUGGAUAUUUAUCCCGAAAAAUGAUUAUUCAAAAAGUGAAUGCGUAUUCGAAUGAAUUCAAAACUGAAGAUAUUACACCUAUAACGACAGAUGUUGAACAAUUCGAACAAGUAGAAGAAGUAGAAGAUCCCGACGGAACACCAUUAACAAUUGACGAAAUAUAUUCUUGUUUGAUUCAACCUUCGAGGCUAGAAGAUAUAAAAGUCGCAGGAUUUCAUGGAGGAAUAUCACAACAGGAUCAUCCUACGCUUUUAAUUCCAUUCUAUUAUCUUCAUCCAUGUGAAACGGCUACUUUAAUGAAAUCAAUUGUUGAUAGACCACGAUCUACAAAAUUCAAUUCGGAUAAUAAUAAUUUAUUAAUUUCGUUAGAAGGUUACAUUAGAAGUUGGUUAAGCUUAAUUGGUAAUGUUGUUGGAAUAAAGAUUGAAAUUGAUUAUUUUUUAUAA
Molecule: messenger RNA, 555 nt
Organism: Funneliformis mosseae
Lineage: Eukaryota; Fungi; Glomeromycota; Glomeromycetes; Glomerales; Glomeraceae
Source: the annotation of a GenBank genome assembly